UGCAGCGGGAUGCGCGGCGUUUCUCCACUUCCUCUCAACCGCAAAUGCAACCGGAGGCGACGGGACUUUGCGAUGGAGCGAAAGAGGAACCCUUCACCUGUAGAUAUUUAAAACCCAGCCGUGCGUCAAGGAGAAGGCUGGAGUGGAUCCCACUGGAAAUUACUGCGCGUUUCGGGUUGAUCUUCCAUCGGGCGCUUGUCGCCCUGUGAUCCGCGCUUGUUGGAUCCCGCGACCUGCAUGGAGGGAUGUCGGCAUGGCUUGCACCAGGAGAACCAAAACUUUGGUGUCGACGUGCGUGAUCCUGAGCGGCAUGACCAACAUCGUCUGCCUGCUGUAUGUCGGAUGGGUCACCAAUUACAUCGCUAAUAUCUACAUCAAAGUGCCGAUGCCGGUGUCGGAGAGAAAGUUAGAGGACGACAAACGAGGAGGAGAGACUCUCCGGAUCAUGGAGAGACUGGACCGUCUGGAGAACGUUGUGAACCAGCACAUCCAAGAGACACCAGGGAAGGAUGACGACAACCAGUUGGAGUCUUCGUUCUCCGAGUCGUCCCUCUUUGCUCACUGGGGCCAGGACUUGAGUCCGGACAAUCGACGGGUGGCUUUGAAGAUGUUCCAGUACUAUGGCUAUAACGGCUAUCUCAGCGAUCGUCUCUCGUUGGACAGACCAAUCCCAGACCUCAGGCCAACUGGGUGUUCCAACAUCUCUUAUCCUCUAAACCUCCCUCAAGUGAGCAUCGUGUUCAUUUUCGUGAACGAAGCCUUGUCCGUCAUCCUGCGGUCCAUCCACUCCGCCAUGAACAGAACACCGUCGCACCUGCUGAAGGAGAUCGUUCUUGUGGACGACAACAGCAACAACAAUGAGCUGAAGGAGAAGCUGCAGGACUUUGUGUCUGAAAUGAACAGCAAACGUCCUGGAUUCAUCAAAGUGGUGCGGCACAGCAAGCAGGAGGGACUGAUCCGUUCCAGGGUGAGCGGAUGGAGAGCUGCCACCGCUCCAGUUGUUGCCUUGUUUGAUGCCCACGUUGAGUUUAACGUUGGCUGGGCUGAACCCAUCCUCCAGAGAAUUCAAGAAGAUAGAACCAGGAUCAUCUCCCCUUCAUUUGACAACAUCAACUAUGACACGUUUGAGAUUGAAGAGUAUCCACUCUCAGCCCAGGGCUUCGACUGGGAACUGUGGUGCCGUUACCUCAACCCACCGAAGACCUGGUGGCACAGAAACAACAAGACCGCUCCGAUACAGAGCCCUGCCUUGAUUGGCUGCUUCGUGGUAGACAGGCUGUACUUUGAAGAGAUUGGACUGUUGGACGAGGGGAUGGAGGUGUACGGGGGAGAGAACGUGGAGCUGGGCAUCAGGGUGUGGCAAUGUGGCGGCAGCGUGGAGGUGCUGCCGUGUGCUCGAAUCGCCCACAUCGAACGCGCUCAUAAACCAUACACGGACGACCUGACCUCACAUGUGCGGCGAAACGCACUCAGGGUGGCGGAGGUGUGGAUGGAUGAAUUUAAGAGCCACGUCUACAUGGCGUGGAAUAUCCCUCCAGAGGAUUCGGGGAUCGACAUUGGCGACAUCUCUGAGAGAAAAGCUUUGAGGAAGCGGCUGCAGUGUAAAACCUUUCGAUGGUAUCUGGUCAACAUCUAUCCGGAGAUGAGGAUGUACAGCGAGACCAUCGCGUACGGAGUGCUGAAAAACUCUUUGAAGAAUGAUCUCUGUCUGGACCAGGGACCGGAGAACGAUAAUGUCCCGAUCCUGUAUCUCUGUCACGGCAUGACCCCUCAGAAUGUGUACUACACACGGACCCAUCAGAUCCACGUUGGUCUCCUCAGUCCCACGAUAGAUGACGACGACAACAAGUGCCUGGUGGAUGUGAACAGCCGACCUCGCCUCAUCGAGUGUGGCUACGCCGCCGCCAAACGCAUGAAGCUGCACUGGCUCUUCACUCAGGGUGGAUCCAUUCAGAACCGGAAAUCAAAGAGAUGCCUGGAGCUGGUCGCGAGCAGUGACAAUGAGUUUGGAUUCCAACUGGCUCUGCAGAAAUGCUCGGGACAGAAGUGGUCCAUCACAAACGUGCUGUUUGGCUCUUCUUUAUGAUCGACGCUGCUGAGGACAACGCGCUGUUGCGCGGUCGUUUUUAUUGAGCACAUGUUGCUUUGUGCGAAUGGACAAAAGCCCUGAGGAGGUUUGGAAAAGCUGUUCAUUCUGAGCACCACGGCGUCCUCUGAUGAGCAUCACAUCUUAAAUGUUAAACAUUUUUAUUUUGCCUACUGAAGUGGCCUCAGAUGGCAGAUAUUUUGCAAUGAAAGAGUUGACAAUUAUUUACUAUAUUUUGUGUAAAAUACAGCAGGUCAGAUUUUCAUUGACUGGAAACUAUACAAUGGGUUUGUACUUGGUCUUUAACUGCUACUGUGUAGCGAGCUUUUCUGAUCCUGUCUCUGCUGUAACUCUCUUUGAUUUUUAGUGUCUCAGGUUUGUAGCUUUAUGAUGUGAUUCACAUGAACAUUGUGGAGAAACCAUGAGAUACUGUAGGACAUUUUGCAACUGUAAAUACCCUAAAUAUUUGUAUUAUAUUAAAAAGAACAACUGGUGUCA
Synchiropus splendidus (mandarinfish) is the source of this 2584-nucleotide messenger RNA. RefSeq names its product UDP-N-acetyl-alpha-D-galactosamine:polypeptide N-acetylgalactosaminyltransferase 18b (gene galnt18b). The coding region runs from base 254 to 2086 and encodes 610 amino acids. The record is from RefSeq and is a predicted model, not a curated record. Lineage: Eukaryota; Metazoa; Chordata; Actinopteri; Syngnathiformes; Callionymidae. The transcript has 11 exons. Gene Ontology annotation, cellular component: Golgi apparatus.